Molecule: messenger RNA, 1907 nt
Organism: Stomoxys calcitrans (stable fly)
Lineage: Eukaryota; Metazoa; Arthropoda; Insecta; Diptera; Muscidae
Product: cytochrome P450 307a1
Exons: 2
Coding region: 59-1702 (547 amino acids)
Molecular function (GO): oxidoreductase activity, acting on paired donors, with incorporation or reduction of molecular oxygen; heme binding; monooxygenase activity
Source: RefSeq, a predicted model, not a curated record
AAUAUAUAUGUUGGCUAGUCGCUAGAGAGACUCAAAAGAUAUUUCAGAUAUCAACAAAAUGUGCCAUUUAAAUUUGUUAUCACCAACAUCAGUGUCCUUAUACUGGUUAUAUGGCUAUUUGGCGAUUGUAAGUGGAUGUGUGAGGCAACUUAUAGUUGAAGUCGAAAUUUUGGUCCUUACAUAUAUCAGAAAUGUUCUAACUGCAAUACAAGACAUGAACUUUUUUGAUGUUUACAAAUAUAAGACAAAGCGUAAAUGUGCUUCAGGUCCAUCUCCUUGGCCGAUACUGGGAAAUCUUAUUCACAUUGCCAGUUACGAUUCUCCAUACAAAGGCUUUUCGGAAAUGGCAAAAAAAUUUGGUGGCUUGUACAAUUUGAGUCUUGGUAUGAGGCGCUGCGUAGUUGUGAGCAGUAUGCAACUGAUAAGUGAAGUAUUGAAUUCUAACGGAAAACAUGUUGGCGGUCGACCGGACUUUAUUCGAUUUAAUGUGCUUUUUGGUGGCAAUAGAAGUAAUUCUUUAGCUCUGUGCGAUUGGUCGCAACUUCAACAAAAACGAAGAAAUUUGGCCAGAAAAUAUUGCUCACCGCGCAAUGGAAGCCAUUUUCUCAAAAGCAUAACUGACGUUGGCAGGUUUGAGGUCCACGAACUUCUUUUUCAAAUGCAUCGUUUGGUUGGUGAAAAUAAUGAGCCAAUUAUUUUAAAGCCAUUAAUUCAACGAGCAUGUGCUAAUAUGUUCAGUAGCUACAUGUGUUCUACAAGAUUUGACUAUAAUGACAUCGAGUUUCAAAAUAUUGUUCACUGUUUUGAUGAAAUAUUUUGGGAAAUUAAUCAGGGUUACAUAAUUGACUUCUUGCCUUGGCUGGGCCCACUUUACUACAACCACUUGAAAAAAAUUAUCAAAUGGUCUGAGGAAAUCAGAACAUUUAUCUUAAAGAGAAUUAUUUUAAAAAAGGAAAAUAACAUCAAAUCGUCUGUAACAGAUAAUGAUUUUGCAGAAGCUAUCCUCAAAAGCUUGUCGGCGGAUGAGGGCAUAACAAGAGAAAAUGUCAUAUACAUGCUUGAGGACUUCAUCGGAGGACAUUCGGCCAUUGGCAACUUAAUAAUGCUGACAUUAGCCUACAUUGUGAAAAAUCCUGAAAUUGGAAAAAAUAUUCAGACAGAAAUUGACAACACACUUGAUAACUGCCCCAGGCUUAUUACUCAAAAAGAUGCAAGUGCAAUGCCGUAUACAAUGAGUACAAUUUACGAAGUUUUACGAUUUUCUUCUUCGCCUAUAGUACCACACGUUACAACAGCUGACAUAGAAAUUGGAGGUUACGAUGUACCAAAAGGAACCAUUGUUUUCCUAAACAACUAUGACCUAAAUACAAACCCAAUAUACUGGAACAAUCCCGAAGAAUUUGAUCCAAAAAGAUUUAUUGUUUCGGAAGGAACUAAGUCCAAUUUGAAUGCAUCCAAUAAUGAAACCGAGCGUAUUAGAACAUCGAUACCGCACUUUUUGCCAUUUAGUGUUGGCAAACGUACAUGCAUUGGCCAAAGUUUGGUUAAAGGGUUCUGCUUCAUCAUAAUCGCAAAUAUAAUGAAUACUUUCAAUGUAUCUUCCAAUGACGUUUCGCAAAUAAAAACAUAUCCUGCAUGCAUUGCCCUACCUGUGGACACAUUUUCGCUCACCGUUACCCCGCGAAAUCCAACAGUAAUGUAAGAGUGUUAUUCCAAUAUCUAUCUCUUCGCCAAGUGAACGCCAACCUGAAUUUAUAUAAUUCAAUUUUCUAUAUGUACCAGAUUUAAAUGUAUUUAAACCACAUUAUAAAUGCCUGGUGCCAAAUACAAAAAUAAUUAAAAUAAAAAAAGCUUAAAUUUGUCCACUGCUAAAAAUUUAAUUUAUACAAAACUAAGCAAAAAAUAUA